Molecule: messenger RNA, 2500 nt
Organism: Thrips palmi
Lineage: Eukaryota; Metazoa; Arthropoda; Insecta; Thysanoptera; Thripidae
Product: proton-coupled amino acid transporter-like protein CG1139
Exons: 9
Coding region: 46-1416 (456 amino acids)
Biological process (GO): amino acid transmembrane transport
Cellular component (GO): vacuolar membrane
Molecular function (GO): amino acid transmembrane transporter activity
Source: RefSeq, a predicted model, not a curated record
CGCCCCUCCUCGACGCAUUCACCGGGACGCCGCGAGAACGCCAACAUGACCGCCAAGGCCACCAGCGACGCCGAGCACGCCGUCGACCUGACCGCGCGCGGCGGCGACACCCUGACGGACAAGGGCGGCGGCGAGCACCACGCCGUCAAACACCCCACCUCGUACUUCGACACGCUGGUGCACCUGGUGAAGGGCAGCGUGGGCUCGGGGAUGUUCGCCAUGGGGGACGCGUUCCGCAACGCCGGGCUGCUGGCCGCGCUGCCGCUCACCCUGCUCGUCGGCACGGCCUGCGUCUAUGCGCAGCACCAGCUGAUCACCACGGCCGAGGUGCUGUCGCUGCGGCUGGGCAUGAAGCACCCCCCGGACUACGCCGAGACGGCCGAGCUCACGUUCCGCGCGGGGCCGGGCUACUUCCCGCGGGUGGCGACCAUCGCCCGCAGGCUGGUCAACCUGUUCAUCAUCAUGACCCAGCUGGGCUUCUGCUGCGUGUACUUCGUGUUCGUGGCCACCAACAUUCGGCAGGUCCUGAACCAGCACAUCGUGGCCAUCGACGUGCACGCGUACAUGGCGAUGGCGCUCGUGCCCAUGCUGCUGCUCAGCCUGGUGCGGAACCUCAAGUACCUGGCGCCCGUGUCGCUCGCCUCCAACGUCGUCAUGUGCGCGGGCGUCGCGGUGACGCUGUACGAGUGCGCCAAGGACGGGCUGCCGCCGCUGUCGGAGCGCCGCCUGGUGGCCGAGUGGCAGCGCUGGCCGCUCUUCUUCGGCACCGUCGUCUACAGCUUCGAGUCCAUCUGCAUCGUGAUGCCCCUGCGGAACGAGAUGAAGAACCCGCGCGACUUCUCGCGGCCGCUGGGCGUCAUGAACGUCGGCUCCGUGUUCAUCGGCGUGCUGCUGGUGUCGCUGGGCAGCGUGGGCUACCUCAAGUUUGGCGACGCCGUCAAGGGCUCGCUCACCCUCAACCUGGAGCAGACCAGCGUCUUGUGCCAGGUGCUGCGGGUGAGCCUGUGCCUGGGCAUCAUGGGCACCUACCCGCUGCAGGCCUACGUGCCCAUCGAGAUCCUGUGGCCCUCCAUCGAGCGUCGCUUCAGGCCACUGCGCCACCCCGCCCUGGCUGAGCUGGCCCUGCGCGCCUGCGUGGUCCUCUUCACGUUCCUACUGGCGGAGUCCAUCCCGCGCCUCAACCUGUUCAUCUCGCUGGUGGGGGCCUUGUCGUCCAGCGCGCUGGCCUUCGUGUUCCCGCCGCUGCUGGACUGGGCGUGGCGGUGGCACGGCGACCCAAAGCUGUCGCUCCGCACGCACAUCACCAACGCCGUCAUCCUGGCCGUGGGGCUGCUCGUCACGGGCUGGGGCACCUACGCCGCGCUCAAGGACAUCAUCGAGGCCCUGGCCACGGGCAUCGACGACGACAGCAGCUGAGCCAGCGGGUGAUGAACCCGCACGGGUAACACCGCCCGACUCCUUGUCGCGAGUCCCGAAAUCCACGGGUCUUGAUUUAUCGAGUUUGCCGUUCUGCGGGGCUCUCGGAUUUUCAUCGCGAUAAAUUAUGAAUUUCGUCCGGCGCGCCCUGCGCCGUUGGCAACCGUAUGACACACCGGGCCGGGGGUCUUGGCUUGGGGCUUCGGGCAGCUCCAGCGUCUCGGGGUCCCAGACUGCUCGUCGCGCCGUCCGCGGCGCGCUGCCCACUCUAGGCGGUCUAACCGGACGGGUCGGUCGCCGUUCUCAUAAUCACCGCCAAAUAAAAGAAAAACCAAGUGCUCGAUUUUCUCGGACGGUGACAAAAGGCCAAAAGCCGAGGCAAAUUGAUGCCCUCUAUAUUUUUUGUGCUUUACCCGCGGGACCGACCUGGUGAUAGCUGCGCCUCUUUUUCGGCGAAGCGGCACGGCACGGCACGGCACGGCCCAUUACGGAAGUUUUAUGGCUGUCAUUAUUUACUGUGCUUCUAGCAAAAGCCAGCCCAGCGGAAGGUGCCAACUUAAUAUUUAGCGCGAAACACGAUACGUCUCACUGCGAAACGAGUUGCGGUUUUCACAGUGUACCGCACGGGCGUAUCUCCGCGGUCCGACCAGCUCGGGCUUGGGCUCUGGGACCUCGCUCUCAUAAUGACGGUUCACGAUAUUGUGCCAAAUCGUCCGUCUCAUCUCUUUCCCACGGUGACAAUAUUUUUAAGGCUAUCUGCGCGUCGCUCGGGGAGCAGCCUUUCAGUUGCGUAACACACUUCCGAACGGCGUGGUCGUUGGAAGGCUGCUGGAUUUUGUUCUUGUCCUGCCGGCCGCAGAUUACUCCAACUACGAGGCCCGGCCGGCCCGGCCCAAGGUCGCGCCAGAGAGGCUCGCGAGACGAGAGGCAUCAAGACUCGAAGCCGAUCAAACGCCGGUGCUGGAAAAUCUCACCAGUUUUCUGGAAAAACAAAACCGGCCCGUGAUUGCCGCUCCGCGCCGCAGCGCUGCGGCACUUUGGCCGCGCGUCGGCCUGGCGUCUGGCGUCUGGCGGCGGCGGCGAG